Molecule: messenger RNA, 1285 nt
Organism: Aspergillus ibericus CBS 121593
Lineage: Eukaryota; Fungi; Ascomycota; Eurotiomycetes; Eurotiales; Aspergillaceae
Product: RING finger domain protein
Exons: 6
Coding region: 83-1147 (354 amino acids)
Molecular function (GO): ubiquitin protein ligase activity; zinc ion binding
Source: RefSeq, a predicted model, not a curated record
UGUCUGGACCGAUCAGCCAUACCUCAGCUGUUCUCCUCUGUCCAACUCCUGAGAUUGAGAAGUUCUAGGUUCUGGAUCCACGAUGGGCGCGGCACGACCUACCCCCUCUCGGCAGCAACAUGUUAGCCCCUCUACACCGACGCGCACUCGAGUUUCCCGCCCAAGAACUGUCGCAAGCACCCUCGCAUCGUCAAAGAGAAAGCGAACCGCAGAUGAGCAGACGGUCACUUCAAGCGCGUCAACGAAGAAGCCUCGUCGGUCGGCUCCAAAGGUCCCAACAUCAAAUUCUAUUGAAGUUGUUGACUUGACCGGCGAUACCCCCAGCCCGCCAAGGAAGAGAGCGAGAGCGCAAGCGCAAGCGUCAACAUCAACUGACGAGCCAGCCCCUGAACGUCGCGCCAGAAGAUUUCGCGCUCAUCCUCCUAGGACGUAUCUGGAGAGGGCGGCGCGUGCACUAACCCAGCGGAUGUUUGUUGUUGGACAUACUGUCACCGACGUCGAUGAUGCUCCUGAAGUGUGUUUCGACAUUGUCGGGACGACUGGUAAUAUUUACAAGACGACCAUUGGGAAGGUGCCCACCUGCAGCUGUCCGGAUGCUCAAAAAGGGAACCAAUGCAAGCAUAUUUGCUACGUUUUAGUGAAGGCCCUGAGAGCUCCUCAGCAUCUUCAAUAUCAAUUGGCAUUCUUGUCGUCGGAGCUUCGGGAUAUAUACCAGGGCUCUCCAAUUAGCCGUGAGCCUGAAGUCGAGGAGAAUAAGGAUGGCAAUAGGAAGCCGAUCGAAGGAGACUGCCCCAUUUGCUUCAUGGAGUUCGAACCCGACAAGGAAGAGAUAGUCUGGUGUCGCGCAGCAUGCGGGAACAAUAUCCACCAGACCUGUUUCCAGAAAUGGGCCGCCACCCAGCAAGCACAGGGAGUCCGAUGCGUUUACUGCCGUUCUCCCUGGCAAGCGGAUACAUCUAACAUGAACCUCGACAAACUGGUGAAACAAGGUACCAUCUCUUCAGAUGGAUAUGUCAACGUGGCCGACCAAGUCGGCCUCUCCGGGGUGCGCGACUAUUCAACCUAUCACUCUUUCUGGGUGCACCGACAAUCGUAUCCUUAUGGCUCGCGAAGAGGUAGGAAUUCGUGGCGCUACGGGGGGAUGUAAGGCGAUCUUAUUAUUGAAAUGCGUCCCGACGGGUAUUGGACUAUCUUUAGCUUCCGUCUGGCACGGUGAAGAACUUGCAAAGGUGUUCUGGCGUUAACGGAUGAAACUCAUGCGUGGGCGGGUAUCUCCUUAAGGAAA